AUGAAUGAAUUUCGUAGUUUGUCAAUAACGUAUUCGACAAGAUGCCUGAAAGUCCUAAUUAGUGAAAUUGUUAAAGAAAAGAAACUGUUACAUGAUGAAGCUUAUAAGAAAUUUGAAGAAGAGAAGAAAUUGAAGAAAGAGUUAAUUAAAAAUAUCCAAGCUGAAGAAUCAUCUGCGAUUAUGACGAAAUCAUUGACUACUAAACAG
Heterobilharzia americana is the source of this 207-nucleotide messenger RNA. NCBI's taxonomy places the organism in Eukaryota, Metazoa, Platyhelminthes, Trematoda, Strigeidida, Schistosomatidae. The record is from the annotation of a GenBank genome assembly.